CUCCCAUACCAGCCAUACGUCACAUGCGCAAUCAUCGAUGACGCUAAACUCCUGUUAAAGCUGUGGUGCUUGUGUCACCGUCAUGAGAUGGAUUGGCCGGGAUGACGCAUGCAUUUCUACAGUCAGAGUUGACAAGCCUGAUAUCGGAUUCAAAGAGAAAGUACAACGAUGUGCGUACUGCCGCUGAGCAGUCGCUCGCCGACCUCAAAGCCAUCUCCGUAACAUCGGAGACACAAUUGGCCGGUGACCUCUUACGUCGGCCUCAGUUUAUCGAUCCUUUUGUUCUGGCUUGCAAGUCCAAGAAUGCCAAAUUGGCAACCAGUGCAACCGUUUGCCUGCAGCGUCUGACAGCAAGUAGCGCAGUCUCACGCGCAAGGCUCCCUGAUAUUUUGGACGCCUUUCACGAUGGAGUCAACUCCGGUUACGAGCCGCAACUCAAGAUAUUACAAACGCUACCCUCUUUGCUCCAACUCUACGGAGAUGACCUGCGUGGUGAUCCCCUGGCGAGGACGCUAGAGAUCUGUGCAGCUCUUCAAUCCAGUAGGACUGCGAUUGUAAGCCACACAGCUACUGCAACAUUCCAACAACUCGUCUCAACUGUGUUCGAGCGCGCUGGACAGACUGGGGGAGCUCAAACCGCAGAUGACGAGAAGGGAAAUGUAUCUGAGACUGGCAACGAGCCCUCAGAAGUGACGGAGGAUGAUGCAGUCCGCUUGUUCCGGGAUUUUUCCUUGCUAUUGGACCAGGAGCAGUCACAGUUUCUGAAGGUAGAGGCCCUGUCAUCUGGUUUUCUUCUGGAAACGCUGCAGACAGUGUUUCUAAGUCAUCCCACGUUCCUGAUGUCGAACGUGGAUCAGCUGCAUGAUUGUUGGGAACACCUCACGCAUGGCCUGUCCAGGAUUCUGGCUAAGAAGGACGACUUUGGCCAAGUUGUUCGAGCCUUCUCCAUCAUUUUCUUGAUCCUUCAAGACUAUGAAGACAGUCUACAAAGUCACUUGACGCGUCUGUUUCCCUCACUUCUAAGUACUCUCGAAAAGGAGGGUAAUCCGCCCUGGAAGCGUGCGUUAUGCCUGGAAUUCUUUCGAGGCAUCUGCUCGGAUUUCACGGUUCUGAGAACCACUUUCGACUUGUUCGAUCAAGCGAACAGCUCGGAUAAGGUCAUAGGUCCGUUCAUGUCUGCAAUGGUUCGCAUUGCUGCGGAAGACCCAUCAUUAAUCGGUCUCGGUCGCCAAUCAACUAUACCUGUGCAAAGGAGCAACGAUGCCGAGAGCGAAGAGGCAGCAUCUAUAGAAGCCCAGGGUCUCGGCGGCGCUAUCACCUCAGUAUCUACGGGAGAUUCCAGUACUACCGGUAUCAGUAUGAACUGGAGCGUACUACAUGUACCGCUUAUGGAUCAACCUGAAAAACAGAACCCUCCUGCGGUACCCAGCACUUACCUAUAUUCGCUCGUGCUGGGCUGCAUCGCAUCCUUAUGUGAUGGCUUGUCUAAAUUUGUCAUGCCACUCAGUGUCCCGGGCCGGCCGACGCAACGGGAGAGUCUGGAUGAGGCGCAAAGAAAUGGUUCCAGUACGGAUCUAGUCGAAGACGGAGGCCAACGCAAGCCGAGUCGAAGUGCAGCGUCAGCCAGCAAGUACCAGCGACUUGUCAACCCUUUGAGUCUGACCCAACAUCCACUGCACCAUGAAAUUCAAGCUUGCUCUGCACUGAUUGAAUCGUGCUGGCCCGCAGCCCUUGCCACCUGCUCAACUUUUCUGAAUUCGGCUUUGGACUCUGAGUUCUAUCAUAUCUUGAUUCGGUCGGUCCAGAAACUUGCUCAGGUGUCUGGAGUAUUGGAGCUUUCGACGCCAAGGGAUGCUCUUCUGACGACUCUGGCUAAAGCUUCCAUUCCUACAAAUGCUAACAAUAUCAUAACGACUUCACAGAACGCGAGACCCCCAACUCGGUCUGGAGCCCCUGACCAUGACAACGCGAAUGGCGAUAUCAGGUCCCCUACUGAACCGCCUUCAAACCCGAGCAGGCAAAAUGUUCCACAGCCCCUUAACGUUCGGCAUCUACUCUGCCUUCGGGCUCUGCUGAAUCUGGGGAUUGCGCUUGGGCCCACGCUUGAACAGGAUGCUUGGUUCAUCCUUAUUGAGACUCUGCAAACAGUUGAAGCCUUGAUUGCGAUACCCUCUGCAGUGUCAAUGAGCUCAUUGCUGAGCAGUCCCCGGAUUGGCGUUUCGAGCAGUGAGGGACAAGCUACUCUCGCGGGUGAAAUAGCUGCUGUGCAAGCCGCGACCAAAAGGAUGUUGGAGAGUACCAAAAGUUACAGUCAAGAAUCCUUUUCAAUAGUAGUACGGUCAAUGUUCCGCCUCUUAGGUCAAAGUGGCCUAGAUGAGGACUCGCAGCAACCCGAAGAGAACAUCACGUCUCCGCUUUCACCGACAAGACUUACACCUGGAAGACCGCCAUAUCGGACGUCUCGCAGCGUAUCCGGAUUGUGGACGAAGUCGAAAACACUGGAUCUGGAGAUAGGCUUUGUUCUUAACAAGAUAAGUGAGAUAUCGCGCAUCAAUAUUCACCGCUUCACCUCCACAUCUGAGGGAUCUUGCUCGUGGGGUUUGAUAGCCAGGAGGCUCCUGAAUAUUUCGCAAGACACUGGGUUUUCAGGCAAUUACCGCUUGCAGUCAGCCAGCGUACUCGACUUGAUCUCCAUGGAGACUAUGAAACUGCUCGACGAUCCUCGGCUUGACGCUGCGGAAGCGGAAGAGAUCAGACUGCGAUGCUUACAAGCCUUACUUGAGCAGCUAGAAUCUCUCGACCAGAACGGGACCAACAGUUAUGACAACAUUCAAUUCGAGGUGCACAAGAGACUGCUAGAAGCUCUGGAAAGCAUAUUAAGCCAUAGCGGAGAUUCUCUGGGCAGCGGUUGGCCGGUCGCCUUCAAAAUUCUAUUCAGGACAGUCUCAGAGUGUGUGGAUGGACCUAAGCCCGAUACCGUGUCGAUUGAGGAAGAGCAAAAUGAUGAGCAGAACGCACAACUGCUGCGACUCUCGUUCAGGUCCAUUCAGCUGAUUACAUCCGAUUUCUUGGCCGCCCUCUCGGCAAAGUCACUGUCAUCUUUGUCCCAAUUGCUCCGUCAGUUUGGCUCGCAGUCUUACGAUCUGAAUGUUGCAUUGACGAGUACAACUCUACUGUGGAGCCUGGCUUCGCAGAUAUUGACCAACAUCGAGACCAUCGAGCUCGAGACAAUGCCAGCUGCGGAUGUCCUUCCAAAUGACGGUGACGUAAAAUACACAGCGACGUCUGCUGCUCUUUGGAGCAUUACCUUGCUGCAGUUGGUGGCAUUGUCAAAGGACCCGCGACUGGAUGUACGCAACGCGGCCAUCAGAGUGCUUUUGAGGAUGCUAGACGCUUCAUGCGAGAGUCUCAGCCCCAGUGCCUGGGCCGUUGCUCUCACCACUGGCCCAUUAAGUGCUAUCGAAUAUGGUAUCAGGCAAUGCACCUCAGAUACCGCAACUCAAUCAGACUGGCUGGCAUCAGCAUCACAACUGGUUGAUGGGAGCAUUCAGCUUGUUUGUCACAACAUAGCAACCAUUGUCAAGCACUCGGGGUUCAAGCAUACUUGGUCUGGGAUAAUGCAGGUGUUCGAAGCCUUCUUGAGCAUGGGAUCCCUGCCAGCUUCCUCGUUGGUUUUUUCGAAUGUGUCAAGGUUGCUAUCCACUCUUCGAACAUCAGGAACGGUCGAAAAAGAGUUGCUAAUGCCCAUUCUGAAGCUGUGGGCUUUACAUCAUCCCAGUGACAUUGAUGGUGAGAGCAUGCCAAAUCAGCCGGCAUUCACUGCGCACAUGCAUGCCGUUAUUGAGGCACAUGAGACAAGCAGCCAGGCCGUGACGGAUUUCCAGCUUGACGACCGCGAUAUAUCAGCUCUGUUGAUGGAUACCAUCGAGCAGACUGUCUUGUUGUGCACACACCCUCCAUACACCAGGGACGUGAAAAGCCUAGAAGCAGAGCAGAAGGAGGCUUGUCAAGGGUUGGUCAUCCUGAAGCGUGUUCUCUGUGACGAGGCAGCAGAGUAUUCCCAGUAUCUACUCCGUCUUGUGAAACUCUGUCUGAACAUUCAAGGCGGCAAAGUUGCUUUUCAGAAUAAUAAGUCUGCCAUCCACAAGUCAGCGCAGAAACCAACCUUCAUUGCUUUUGCCAGUGCAUGUGUGGAGAAUCUAAAGGUACUCGUGCUUGAGCAGGCAAACGAUGACAACCUCAUUCCGACUUUGGCUGUGCGGGAGUCUUUCGAAACCCUAUCCGCCCUGAUUGAUACGAAAUACACGGAGCUUCCCACAAACACUCAAACGCCCCUCUGGCGGACAGCGACCAUCACGGCUGUUGUGCUGUUGGAAGCCUUGCAAAAGCACGUAAAGCUAAACAGAGAUGCCAAAGACAUUGCACGGCUCGGUCGGCUUCCGGACGCAAUCAUUGCCACGGCGUCGAGCAUACUAGAGCCCGGCGGGCUUCGCAACCGGCCACUGAAGCAGAAGGAAGAAACCCUCCUGGAUGAUGAGACCUUUGACAUCGAAACCUUUCGACACUUCCAUGCUGCUUUGAUCUCGAUCUUUCAGCACGACGAGAUCCGACAAGACGCCUGCCAGCAAUACGCGAUCACGCUUUUCAAAGCAUCUCUCCUCGCUAAGCCAUGGUUCUAUGACCUGCCUGAAGACAUUGCCAACGAGCCCCUGCAGGACCUAUUGUCAGUAAGGCCGGGAAGUCUCCACCAAUCGGUCUUUGUGGUCCGGAGGAGGACAUGUUACACCGCUAUGGACGCCUUAUUCGAGCUCGUCCAGCGACCGGAACAAGACGGGUCAGACUCUGGGCUGUACAAACUCGCUCGCGCAGCGUCUCCUUACAUGUUGCUGCGCGUAGUGCACCCACUCAAGACGUUCCUGGCGGACCAGCGCCUCCGCGGCAUGACGCCACCACCCAUGCCGCAGCAAGUGGAGUUGCAGACUAUUCUUGCAAAGUUUGUCGAAUUGCGCAGUCAUGAUCGUGCGCUACAGGACGUAUCAGGAAAGGAGAAGCAGCACGCCGGUAUGUGUGGUGGAGACGGCAAAGAGCAUCUGCGGAUAUUAUAUGCAUUCAUGGUGCGCGUGCAGAGGUUCUGGCGAGAUUUGCCUAGAUUGAAAGGCCAGGGGGCGUGGCAGGCCGACGGGCCAGGAAGGGGCAUUGACGAGGCCUUGGAACAGUGGAGUCGCAUUGUAGGGGAAGACUGGGGUCUCAGAUGAAGCUGGAUGAGUUUGCGGGCGGUCAUUUAAGGACGACCAACUCUGAAAGAUCUACGAAUGGAUGAUCUUCUGCACGAGGGAGGAGAUGCUGAUGACAAUACGGAUCGAGUGACUAUGUGCGGAGAGUAAGGGAGAAUCAUAAUGUUGUUUGCGUGACUGUCAUAAUUAACUAUAUGGGCUUGCCAUCAAUUUUGUGUUAGGCCGAAGGACAUGCCUCUGCAAGGCAGGCUCCUGUAUUCCUGUAUGGACAUAUGCACUGUAGCAGAAGUCUUUGUCGCUUAAGGAUGGCCUUUGGGAUAGAGAUUUAAUGUCAG
Molecule: messenger RNA, 5569 nt
Organism: Exophiala xenobiotica
Lineage: Eukaryota; Fungi; Ascomycota; Eurotiomycetes; Chaetothyriales; Herpotrichiellaceae
Exons: 1
Coding region: 102-5255 (1717 amino acids)
Source: RefSeq, a predicted model, not a curated record